Molecule: messenger RNA, 278 nt
Organism: Nycticebus coucang (slow loris)
Lineage: Eukaryota; Metazoa; Chordata; Mammalia; Primates; Lorisidae
Product: NADH dehydrogenase [ubiquinone] 1 beta subcomplex subunit 1-like
Exons: 1
Coding region: 45-221 (58 amino acids)
Cellular component (GO): mitochondrion
Source: RefSeq, a predicted model, not a curated record
ACCUUGGUUGUGGGGUUGUUGUUGGCAGUGGGGUCGCAGCAAUCAUGGUUAACUUACUUAUAAUUGUGUGUGACCACUGGGUUCAUAUACCUGUCCCUGUGGGAUUUGUCAUUGGAUGUUAUCUAGACAGAAAGAAUGAUGAAAGGCUAACUGCCUUCCGGAACAAGAGUAUGUUAUUUAAAAGGGAAUUGAGACCCAAUGAAGAAGUUACCUGGAAGUAAAAACUGGCUGAAUUACAGAAUGUUCACAUUUUAAAAGUUACAAAAGAAAUAAAAACA